AUGACAAGUGAAGAAAUCCUGCGAUUCAAGACCGCGUUUGCAUUUUCUGUUGUUACCAAAUUCUUCGCUCCACAAUCCCUGAACAACUUCAUAUCAACACGAUAUAUGAAAGCAGUGUUUGAUAUAGAGAACAUUCAUGCCUACAACUGGGCACAAUUUGUUGCCGACGAGCUCAGACUAGCAGCAGCAUCUCUGCAGUUGAAGCUUUCCCGUGGAAAGAACAUUGGAUACAUCAAUGGAUGCAUGUUAAUCCCUCAGAUUCACUACCUAGACAGCUUGGACUUUGGCAAGGAUUCUCCUCCUGACCACAUUCUUCCCCGGUUUGCUGCAUACAACGACGCCAUGGUACAAGAAGAUUUAUUCACAUAUACAAACUCAAUUUCUGCUGCCGACCAACUGAGAAAAAUUUGGCUACACAUAUCUGAUCCAGUCCCAAGGUUUCUAAAAUUGCAACAGAUACAAGAAGCCCUCGCAUUUGACGCUGAAAUGCAAGAUGAUGCAUUCAAUGUUGCUGUCCAAGCACUAUUCGAGGAUGAGGUGCACAGGUUCGGGGGAACAGAUUUCCUAGGCUGGAGGCACUUCUUGAAUCAAGAUUUCGCGAUGCACGCAACCGCUGGUGGCGCAGACUGGAACCCCGAGGAUCAUGUCUACUUAUUCAACGACAUUCACAUACCAUACGACGUCUCAAAAAGCCGUCUGAUAUAUAUCCCUCUCCACCAACCGUUUCAUUUCUCAGUCUACGCAUUUGAUAUGGAGAACGAGAAGAUUCAGAUCAUGGACCCCUUAAGAGAUACAAGCAAAGGAGGGCAGGACAUUGAAGCUAGGCACUCUAAGACUAAAGAUCAUAUUGCGAAAGCAUUGCAGGAUUGCAUGGUCAUCUCUUUUCCAGACUGGAAACGCAAUAUUUCUAGCUGGCAGCAUGAGUUCCCAACAAAUAUUCCAGCAACUGCUAAUAGGUUAUGCAUGUUUUUAGUACACACACGUACGAGCACCACUUUAAAUAUGCAUUCCUAA
Molecule: messenger RNA, 1014 nt
Organism: Triticum aestivum (bread wheat)
Lineage: Eukaryota; Viridiplantae; Streptophyta; Magnoliopsida; Poales; Poaceae
Exons: 6
Coding region: 1-1014 (337 amino acids)
Source: RefSeq, a predicted model, not a curated record